Messenger RNA from Triticum aestivum (bread wheat), 2069 nucleotides. Its product is annotated as tubby-like F-box protein 8. Lineage: Eukaryota; Viridiplantae; Streptophyta; Magnoliopsida; Poales; Poaceae. Gene Ontology annotation, molecular function: protein binding. Bases 449 to 1813 code for a protein of 454 amino acids. The transcript has 5 exons. The record is from RefSeq and is a predicted model, not a curated record.
GCGAGCGCGGACGAUAAACAACAGCCGCGGCACCCGCCUCGUGUGUGUGUCUGUGCGCCUCCUGCUCUCUCGCCUUUCCCCAUCCCCCUCCGCUCGCUCGCUCCGGGUCUCCCUCCCUCUUCACACCCACCUCACCUCCUCCCCCUCCCUCUUCGCGUGCCCAAGAAAGGAACCACCAGGCAGGAACGGCGUGAGCGCAGCUGGGGCUGGAGCCGGAUUGACCCCGUUCGUCUCCAGAGACGGCGGCACGGGCGCAGGAACUCCGGAUCGGCGCUCAAGAACCCAGAGUCCGCGCUGAUGUACACGUUGGUGAUUUCUUCUACCUAGACAUACUCCAGAGCAGCAGCUCAGCCGCCGUGAUCUGUAAUCGCCGUUCCAAAAGAGAGCAGUUUAGAAAGGUUGUCGGUGGCCCAAGCUCUGAUCUUCAGCCUGCAUCUAGCUAGCGCAGAUGUCGUUCCGCAGCAUAGUUCGUGAUGUCAGGGACGGUUUCGGCAGCCUGUCGAGGCGGAGCUUCGACGUGACCAUCUCCGGCCUCUCCGGCCUCACCGGGCACCACAGGGGCAAGUGCCAGAGCACGGUGCACGAGCUCCGCGACGCCGAUCUCAUAGUCCAGGAGAGCCGCUGGGCUAGCCUCCCUCCGGAGCUCCUCAGCGACGUGAUCCGGAGGCUGGAGGCAAGCGAGAGCACCUGGCCGUCGCGCAAGCAUGUGGUGUCCUGCGCGGCCGUUUGCAAGGCCUGGAGGGAGAUGUGCAGGGAGAUCGUGACGAGCCCGGAGUUUUGUGGAAAGCUCACCUUCCCCGUCUCUCUAAAGCAGCCUGGCCCUCGAGAUGGAAUGAUUCAAUGUUUUAUAAAGCGAGAUAAAUCAAAGUCUACCUAUCAUCUCUACUUGUGCCUGACUAAUGCGGUACUUGUGGAGAAUGGCAAGUUCCUCUUGUCUGCUAAAAGGAUCCGCAGGACAACCUGCACAGAAUAUGUUAUCUCAAUGGAUGCUGAAAACAUCUCAAGAUCAAGCAGCACCUAUAUUGGAAAACUGAGGUCAAACUUCCUUGGCACAAAAUUCAUAGUCUACGACACGCAGCCCCCCUACAAUGGGGCUAUAGUUCCUUCCAUUGGACGGAGUAGCCGGAGAUUCAACUCCAAGAAAGUGUCUCCCAAGGUGCCAUCUGGUAGCUACAACAUAGCUCAGGUGUCUUACGAGCUAAAUGUUCUUGGCACGAGGGGCCCUAGGCGGAUGAACUGCAUCAUGCACUCCAUACCGGCCUCGUCGGUUGAGCCCGGCGGCAUAGUCCCUGGGCAGCCUGACCAGAUCAUGCCCCGAGCUCUAGAGGACUCGUUUCGCAGCAUGAGCUCCUUCUCCAAGUCAUCCAUCAUGGACCGGUCCACGGAUUUCAGCAGCUCCCGUUAUUUCAGCAGCUCCCGGUUUUUGUCCGACAUCGCCGGAGGUGCGAUAAGCCGCGACGAAGACGGAGAGAACAAGGAGAGGCCGCUGGUGCUCCGCAACAAGGUCCCGAGGUGGCACGAGCAGCUGCAGUGCUGGUGCCUCAACUUCCGUGGCCGCGUGACCAUCGCCUCGGUGAAGAACUUCCAGCUGAUCGCGGCGCCGAGCCAGCCCGCGCCGCCCCCCGCAGGGGCGCCGACCCCGACCCCGGCCCCGUCGCAGCCCGCCCCGGCGCCGGAGCAGGACAAGAUCAUCCUGCAGUUCGGCAAGGUGUCCAAGGACAUGUUCACCAUGGACUACCGCUAUCCGCUCUCGGCGUUCCAGGCCUUCGCAAUGUGCCUGAGCAGCUUCGACACGAAGCUGGCCUGUGAAUAAAACCGGCGACCGGCGGAGGUCGACGACGACACAGGCGCGGUCGAGGGAAGGAAGCAGUAGAACCCUCAUCCCCCCAUAGGACUUCCAUUCUAGAUCACGGACACGCCCUUUGUUUGCUUGUAAUUCUGCUUUGUUUGUAGCUUGUUGGAACUGGACUCGGUAGCAUGUGAUGCUUCGCACCAUGAUUGCUUCCUUUGAAGCUAAGUUUCGUGGAUGCGGUUGGUUCCGGAUUUAACCUAAGGUUCCGUCACCUUCA